AUGUUCAAGGGCCUGCUCGGCGGUCCUGAUCCUAAGAAGGGACUCUGGAGUGGACGCGCAACUGAGACGGCUUCUUUGAGGCAGCACAUCAGCAGACCUAUGAUUGGAAAACACUAUUGCCACAUGGAAAACGAAGACGCCAAGGGAAAGAGAGCUCGCCGUUCGAUCAGGGGUCCUAGUCCUAGGCUCGACACACGCAAAGGGACGAAUGCGUCAUGUGUUCAAGGUAGUGGUGGAACAGUUUACGCCUGUAAGGUCAAGCCAGCGCGGCAUCAAGAUAUCGCUGUCAUUGAAAUUGAUAGCCAAGACGAAAAGUGGCAGCUGCAAUGGCAAUGGAAUGGCGUACAUAAGAUAUGA
Gamsiella multidivaricata is the source of this 357-nucleotide messenger RNA. RefSeq lists its product as uncharacterized. NCBI's taxonomy places the organism in Eukaryota, Fungi, Mortierellomycota, Mortierellomycetes, Mortierellales, Mortierellaceae. The transcript has 3 exons. The record is from RefSeq and is a predicted model, not a curated record. The coding region runs from base 1 to 357 and encodes 118 amino acids.